CUGGACUGUAGGGCUUCAGAGAGGCUGAAAACACCUCCGAGGAGAGGAAACCAGCAGAGAUGGCCAACUUCUUCUACUUUUCUGCUGAAACGUGGACACUGCUGGUUGCUCUUGUCACUCUUCUCCUUGUGUAUGCCUACUGGCCUUAUGGGACAUUUAAAAAGUUAGGUAUCCCUGGUCCCAAACCUCUUCCCUUUUUCGGCACUUUGCUGCAUUAUCGAAAGGGGUUCUUUAACUUUGAUGCAGAAUGCUAUAAGAAAUACGGCAAAAUAUGGGGGAUUUAUGAUGGCCGGCAGCCCGUGCUGUGUGUUGCCGAUCCCACCAUAGCAAAAGCUGUUCUCAUUAAGGAGUGCUACUCUCUAUUCACCAACCGCAGGAACUUCCGUCUGAACGGGCCUCUGUACGACGCCGUGUCGAUAGCAGAGGAUGAUCAGUGGAGGAGGAUCCGCAGUGUCCUUUCUCCAUCCUUCACCUCAGGGAGACUGAAAGAGAUGUUUGACAUAAUGAAACGUCAUUCUGCUAACCUGGUCAGCAGCAUGAAGAAGAAGGUAGACAAGGAUGAGCCGCUGGAGCUAAAGGAGUUCUUUGGCCCGUACAGUAUGGACAUAGUAACCAGCACAGCCUUCAGUGUGGACAUUGACUCACUCAACAACCCCUCGGAUCCUUUUGUCACAAACAUCAAAAAGAUGCUGAAGUUCGACCUGUUGAGCCCUCUCUUCCUCGCAGUUGCCUUCUUCCCCUUCACCGGUCCCAUACUCGAAAAGUUCGAGUUUUCCUUCUUCCCCAAAUCAGUGACAGACUUCUUUUAUGCCUCUCUGCGAAAGAUCAAGUCCAGUCGUGAGAAAACCGAGCAGCAGGGUCGAGUAGAUUUCCUCCAGCUGAUGAUUGAUUCUCAGAAAAACAGUGCCGUCAGUGGAACGCAGCAGGACAAAGGUUUGAGCGAUCACGAGAUCCUCUCCCAGUCCAUGAUUUUCCUUUUUGCUGGCUACGAGACAACCAGCAGCUCGCUCACUUUCUUGGCUUUCAACCUGGCAACGAACCCAGAGGUCAUGAAAAAACUCCAGAAGGAGAUUGAUGCCACUUUCCCAAACAAGGCUCCUGUUCAGUACCAGGCUCUGAUGGAGAUGGAGUACCUCGACAGCGUCAUCAACGAGUCGCUCCGACUCUUCCCCAUCGCCUCGCGCCUGGAGCGUGUGGCCAAGGCAACUGUGGAGAUCAACGGCCUGGUGAUUCCAAAGAACAUGGUUGUCAUGAUCCCCACCUGGCCCAUGCACCGGGACCCCGAAGUGUGGCCCGAGCCGGAGGAAUUUAAACCUGAGAGGUUCAGCAAGGAAAACAAGGACAAAAUCGACCCGUACUUGUACAUGCCUUUUGGAGCGGGGCCCAGAAACUGCAUCGGGAUGCGAUUUGCUCUGGUGAUGAUGAAGCUUGCAGUGGUGGAGAUCCUGCAGCGGUACAGCUUCUCUGUGUGCAAGGAGACCGAGAUCCCCUUCGAGAUGGACAUCCAGGGUCUGCUUCAGCCAAAACGGCCCAUCAAACUGAAGCUGGUGCCUCGCUCUGAGUCCUCCAGCUGAAAGAAAAAGGAGACAAUAAACUGAAUUGUUCUUGUUUUUGUUGUUAAUAUACUGUAUCUUCAAUGUAUAAAAAGAAAGUACCCGUUUUGUUUUAAUUUGUUUUGUUUUGAUUCAGGCAGCACAGCUCUGUACCCCUCUGUAGCACUUGAUUCAGAAACCUGAGUUAACAAUAAAAAAAUGUAUUUUCUUCA
Molecule: messenger RNA, 1765 nt
Organism: Austrofundulus limnaeus
Lineage: Eukaryota; Metazoa; Chordata; Actinopteri; Cyprinodontiformes; Rivulidae
Product: cytochrome P450 3A30
Exons: 13
Coding region: 60-1574 (504 amino acids)
Molecular function (GO): iron ion binding; heme binding; steroid hydroxylase activity
Source: RefSeq, a predicted model, not a curated record